CGGGUAGGUUUCCUCCCUCUAAUUGAAUGUCUUUGUGGCAACGAUGAUCGAAAGUUCCAUCGGCUACAAAGUGUGAUUUUAUGGCUCCAAUUGGUUCAGUUUGAGUAGAUCGUUAAGGGUCCCUGACGCGUUGAAGAAGAUAGGAGAUCGAUGAUGGAGGGGCUGGCGUUGGUUCAAUAGUCUGGAUUUGAAACUCUGGGCUGGCGCAGCUUCUUAACGGUUGAUAAGGGGCCACACUCUUUUCAUGUGAUGACACUAAUUGAGAAUUAUCUCCAAACAACCGCAUCUACUCAACGGGAGCACUCAUAUAAUGGUAGUUUCCUCAUUCAUGUGAAGACGAUGGCUCGUUGCUUCGUCGUCGCUGACAUAAGCCUGCUGGGGCCAACUUCUCACCGCAUGAGCACCACGAUGGCCAUUCGAGCCUUAAAAAACACCCGCACCAGAACAUCGAUACCACUCCCCCAUCUUAGCCGGCAGACGAGAUCUUUCAGACUCUCCAUAUCCUCAACAACCUGCUACGAGAUGGGCGAGAACCCUCCAGAAGAAGCGCCCUUCCCUCUGACGGCAGUCGACAGAUGGGUCCUCUCGCAGACUGAUGAGGAGUUUCACAAACAUGAUUGGGAGGAGUUAAAGGAGAUUAUCAGGACGAACAACCUCUCUGUUCUGAAGCGCAAGCCCUCUGACCUUCGUCGAUAUAUGGCAUGGACUGCAGAGACCAAAGCAGAAUAUGGCUCCAUGACGAAUUAUCUUCUUGUAAACCGCCUGCCUCAGGAAUGGGGAAACCCGCCAUUCACACCAAGAUCUACCGUCCCUUUCGAGGACCCUUCAGACUACCGCAUCUUGAUCAAUGACUGGCCUUACGGAUUGGAACCGGACAUCAGACACAUUGUCGUAUGGUUGCGCACAACCAUCCCUACGGACUCCGAGACUGGUGAUAUGACACCCGAGAGCAGGGCUUUGGUCCAGUCAUUCAUCGAAAAGACAUUCAUCGAUGCUCUGGGUCCAAACGGAGAGAGUAAAGUGCUGUGGUUCAAGAAUUGGGUCGCCCUUCAAAGUGUACGCGCUUUAGAACAUAUUCAUGUCCUAGUCCGCAAUGUGGACUAUGAUACCCUUGAGCGCUGGACUGGAGAAGGUCCGAAACAGAAGCCUUAGACAGCCAAUAGACUUAGAAUCCCAGGAGAGAUCUAAUGCCCUCAAUAAAAGUUGGGAAAUUUAAGCAGCCCGACGUGCUCUGCGAUUUCCUUGGGGAGCUGCACCAGCACCAUCGCCCGCUCCUUGGAACUCAGCCAUCUUCUGCUUUCCCAUGCCAAGUAGCCCACUUCCCAGGUACACGCCAUAUGCCGGAAGGAUAAGCCACAGAAACCAAGCUUUAUUUCCGAAGAUAAUGACGAAGAUUACUGCAGCCCAGGUAACCCAGAUGACGUCGAACAUGUACUCGGUCAAGCCAGGAGAGGACAGAUCCUCACCAGCGGUACGCAGGGCGCGGGUAGUUGGGUCGUACUUCGGUCGACCGGAAGCCUCGAGAAUGUACUCGCAGAUGAGGGCAGGCGCAGAAAGGAGAACGUAAAGCCAGAUAGAGCGAGCACGGAACAGGAAGUGGGAAAGGAGGAAGAGGGCGUUGACGAUAAGAGAACCGAUGUGCAGGUUGUUAAGUGCCGCCGCGUUGGACUUGGCGCGGUCCUUUUUCGCUUUCUGAGCCAUUGUAUAUGAGUACUAGCGAAUACGCUCAGGUCGAUACAAAUCUAGCUGCGCAGUGGUGAUAGCUGAGAGCACGCGGUUGUUAGGUUGAUCAAGCUGAAGUGUUCACUCAAGAAGUGAGAAGUGGAAUGACGAUGCUGAUGACAGGGGAGAACUUGCAAGUCC
This is a messenger RNA of Fusarium odoratissimum NRRL 54006, 1863 nucleotides long. RefSeq lists its product as uncharacterized. Gene Ontology annotation, cellular component: cytoplasm. Gene Ontology annotation, biological process: N-acetylglucosamine metabolic process. Lineage: Eukaryota; Fungi; Ascomycota; Sordariomycetes; Hypocreales; Nectriaceae. The coding region runs from base 250 to 1152 and encodes 300 amino acids. The transcript has 3 exons. The record is from RefSeq and is a predicted model, not a curated record.